Molecule: messenger RNA, 10071 nt
Organism: Cebus imitator (Panamanian white-faced capuchin)
Lineage: Eukaryota; Metazoa; Chordata; Mammalia; Primates; Cebidae
Gene: PTAR1
Product: protein prenyltransferase alpha subunit repeat containing 1
Exons: 7
Coding region: 81-1370 (429 amino acids)
Biological process (GO): protein prenylation
Cellular component (GO): cytoplasm
Molecular function (GO): protein prenyltransferase activity
Source: RefSeq, a predicted model, not a curated record
CGCGCGCGCUCCCCGCGGAACUCCCGCCGGCGGCCCGGCUCUUGCGGAGGCGCGCCCGAACCGCCGCGGCCGCCGCCAACAUGGCCGAGACGAACGAGGAAGUGGCAGUGCUGGUGCAGCGGGUGGUGAAGGACAUCACUAACGCCUUCAGGAGGAACCCGCACAUAGAUGAAAUUGGCCUGAUCCCAUGUCCUGAAGCUAGGUAUAACCGGAGUCCCAUAGUCCUUGUUGAAAACAAACUGGGUGUGGAGAGCUGGUGUGUGAAGUUCCUUUUACCAUAUGUCCACAACAAGCUCCUUUUGUACAGAACAAGAAAGCAGUGGCUGAACAGAGAUGAAUUGAUAGAUGUCACAUGCACCCUGCUGCUUCUAAACCCAGACUUUACCACUGCAUGGAACGUGAGGAAAGAGCUGAUCCUCUCUGGUACUUUAAAUCCAAUUAAGGAUUUACAUCUGGGAAAACUCGCCUUAACUAAGUUUCCAAAGAGUCCAGAAACAUGGAUUCACAGGCGAUGGGUGCUACAACAGCUAAUUCAGGAAACCUCGUUGCCUUCCCCUGUGACCAAAGGAAACUUGGGAACAAUUCCUGCAGAAAGGGCACAGCGACUCAUACAAGAAGAGAUGGAGGUCUGUGGUGAAGCUGCAGGGAGAUACCCAAGCAACUAUAAUGCUUGGUCCCAUCGCAUCUGGGUUUUACAGCACUUGGCCAAGCUAGAUGUCAAGAUUCUUCUUGAUGAACUGUCUUCUACUAAGCAUUGGGCAUCUAUGCACGUUUCAGACCACAGUGGAUUUCACUACCGCCAGUUUUUGCUAAAGUCUUUGAUUAGCCAAACUGUGAUAGACAGUUCUGUGAUGGAGCAAAACUCUUUGAGAAGUGAGCCAGCCCUAGUUCUUCCAAAAGAUGAAGAAGCAGCAGCUUCAACAGAGGAACCAAGGAUUAAUCUUCCCCAUCUUCUAGAAGAAGAAGUUGAAUUCAGCACUGAUCUUAUUGAUUCCUACCCAGGACAUGAAACCCUUUGGUGUCAUAGGCGGCAUAUUUUCUACCUUCAGCAUCACUUAAAUGGUAGGUUUCCUCACAGCAUGACCCAGUUGUCACCUGCAGACAGCCCUGGGGGGACUUUGAGUGACUUGCACCUUAUCCCAGCAGGCUCCCAACUGUCCCAGGCGAUGGAAGUAGAUGGACUGAAUGACUCUAGCAAGCAAGGCUACUCCCAGGAAACCAAACGCCUGAAGCGGACACCAGCUCCAGACUCCCUAGGCCUAGAAAUGGAGCACAGGUUCAUUGAUCAAGUAUUGUCGACUUGUCGGAAUGUAGAGCAAGCCAGGUUUGCCAAUGCAUACAGGAAAUGGCUGGUUACUUUGAGUCAAUGAAAGAGGUGAAUUAGUCCUGCAAGGUUCCCCUUUUAGUGCAAUAUUGUUUUCCUUUAUUCUUUACAUAGUUGCAUGAACUGUUUACUAUUAUUGGCUAACCAUAUGUUCUUCAUCUUUAGGUUAAAAGUCCAUAGUAAAUCUUUCAUUGUAUUUAUUUUGUUAAUAACUGGCAUUCCUGUGGGGAUAAAAUAAUUGUGUAAUUUCUUCCUGCUAAACAGAGUCUUAAAUUUUCUGUUUAACUUCUCACCCUUUGUAUUUCUAUACAUGGGGCUUCUCAUUUGGUUUUCCUGAUUGGUUCACACACAUACCUCUACCCACCUCAGUCCAGUUGCUGCAUAGGCAAGCAAAUUCUCUUAAAAAUUAAAAAUUUAAGGCCAAGACAGGAGGAUCACUUGAGCCCAGGACUUUUGAGACCAACCUAGGCAACAUAGCGAGACUUAUCUCUACAAAAAGUUAAAAAAAAAAAAAAAAUAGCCAGGCAUGGUGCUAUGCACCUGUGUCCAGGCUACACAGGAAGCUGAGGUAGAAGGAUUGCUUGAGCCAUGUUUGUGGCUAUAGUGAGCCAUGAUUGCACCUCUAUACUCAGCCUGGGCAAUAGAGUUGAGACCCUGUCUCUAAAACAAAUUGAAAAUAAACAUUUAUGUUGCAGUUCAACUUAAGAAUGUUGGUAUGAAUGUUGAAUAACUUGAUGUAAUUGUUUUGAAUAUCAAAUGGCUAGAUGGGUGAAUGUGUAAAAAUAUAAACUGGUUCUCUUUCUCUAGCAUGUUCUACUCAAUUACCAAAGUCAGAAGUAUUGGAAUUUAUAUGAAAAAAUGCUUCCAAUGUAAACCAUUUUUAAAAUGGUUAUUUAAAAAAAAAAAAAAAAAAACUAAGAGUUUAUGUAAUUGCAGUAAAGGAAAAUUAUUUUUAUUGCUAGUUUUGAUAGAUUAUUUUUACCUCAAAUUUGUUAUAUACCAAAACACGUCAGUCCUUAUAAAAUUGAUUUUUUUUCUGAAAACCUGGAAUGCCAUUUUUAGCUAUUACCACUUUUUAAUUUCAAAUUCACGUAUGACAGUGGGAGAAAUAUAUAAAUAAAUAUAUCCAUAAAAAUCUUCCUUUUAAAAAAAUCUAAAUUAUUGAGGAUACAUCAUGGAAACUACAGAAUUAUCAUGAAGUGACUAUUAAAGUUUACUGGCAAAUGCCAGAGGAAGGAAUAGUAUGUGAAAAACAAAACCUUGAUACUGAACUUAAUCAGGGAUGAGGUACCAAAGUAUCCACGUUAUAGCUGUAGCUUAUGUUUUCAAUAACAAGGGCUGAGUUUUUCGGGUUGGUGGGGUGAGGGUGGGGAAUGGGCCAAGUAACAUCUGCUUUCUUUUAUUUUCCCUUUUGUAAAUGGUCUGUUUCUUCUUUUCAUAUACUUUGUUUUACCAAUCCAUUACAUACUUUUUGUCACUUUUGUGUGUCAUUUUUGUGUAUCUUUCCUUUCUUACUUCAGGGGUAUGUCCUGAAGAUUUCUACCCCCAUUUGCAAUGAAUUUCAUACCUCAUCUAAAAUACAUGCAUAUACCAGAAAUAUGAACAAGAGUAGCCCUUCUAAAAGUUUCCCUAAUGAUGGAAGCUGUCAGUUGUCCUAUCUUUGUGCAGAAUGUUAGUAAUAGUGACAGAAAUAAGUGUGACAACCAUGCUUUUUCUGUUGUUCUUUUUACUUGCUAGGUAAUUUGUAAAGUGGAGAUUAAAAUAUAAGGAAAGGUAAACCUUUUCUAUCUCACUGUUAUGGAAAGCCUGGACUUGUACAUUGCCUUGAAGAAGAAAUAGGUCCUUUACUUGGGCAUCAUGAUUAUGUUGAGUGGCAGACUAUUGAAAUGAGUGAGACUUGAGAACACCAGAAAAGUUGUCUAGCCUGGCCCCAGUAGACAGAAUUUGUUCUUCUCUCGAGUCAAAAAUUACCUUUUAAUAGCUUUUAUAUUGUUUAGAUGAAAAAAAACAUUAUGAAUAUAAUUCCAUGGCCCUUUGUGUGCAAAGCAUAUUUUGAAUCAAAUACCUCAAGGUCUACCUAGACCUCUAUGGAUAAAAUCAUAAGUUUAUGAUUUUUAGCUCCUGUGAGGGUUUGGGGGCAAACUACACAAAGAAGACAUGGGUGAUCGAGCCCAUUCCACUAAAAUAUGUUGCCAGAUUCUGGCCUCACUCAGUAUUACCUUUCUUCCUAAGAAUUAUUUUUCACAUUCUUAGUAAUAGGGCUUCUUAUGCUUUGAUGUGGAAAAAAAAAAAAAAAAAUCAGGAAAUGAGUGUAGACAAUACCUUAUAAAAUAUUAGCUAAAUUUUUAUAGUGCUCUAUGUCUUUGUGUACCUUCCACUGAUUAUCUUGCCCAUCUUUGGUGUUAACUAUUUCCAUGUCUUCUAAGGCUCUUAACCCACGCUUUUCUGAAGCCGUGCAAUCCUUUAAUAUAUCUUGGUUUUUCCUAAAAGUUUUAAGUAGAGAGCAGAAAUACAAAUAUCCAAAGGAUACUGUUAGUAUGUGACUUUUGUGUGCUGCUUUAUUUCUAGAAUUUGCAUUUUUAAAUUGUUCAUUCACAGAAAAUCCUAAUAUUGCCACAUAUGGUUGGUUUUUUCCCUAAGUGGUCAACAUUUAAGCCCACUAUCUGUAGCAGGAUAAUGUCUUUGAGCUCUUGUAGUGGAAAGGAUCUGUUUAUAUUCUGGGACUUGCUAGUCUUCACUUAUUUUUCUAUAACUAUUUAAUUGUUAAAAGGAAAAAAUGGCUUAUUGACACAUAUUUCAUUAAACUUUCACUGGAAGAACAGUGAAUUGUACCAUACUGUGGAUUAAGAAUACUACUGACAAGCGAAAAGCAUUAAGAUCUAUAACUGUCCACCACCACCUUCACCCCACCUUUAGUGUACCUUAGUGUACUUUAGUGUACCUAUUUUGGCAAUAUAGUGUUUUCCAGAUUCUACUUGUGCUUUGCACAUUGUGAGGACUCAUUAAAUAUUUAUUAAAUUAAUGAAUGACAGAAGAAGAGAAAGAUUGGUUGUGAGUGAUAGAAUGAGUGAUGAUUGAGAGAUUGAUGGAUUAGUGCAAUGGAUUGUGAAUGAAUGAUGCUUUCUAGCUUCGUAGUACUUGGGAAGAGCUAUCGCAUACAGAAUAAGUUGAUUUAGACUUUUUUUUCCUUCAUUUCAUUACCUUGUUUAAACUUGUUAAAUCCCAGCCAAAAAAUACAGCUCUGUCAUUGUCAAUUAACUGUACUAUAAUAUAUGUUAAAAAUUUAUAGACCUAAAGAACCCACUUGCAUUAAGAACACCACUUUCUGUUCAUUUGUGAUAUUAGAAGACAAAUCCUGCAUACAGAGCCAGAACUACUUUUAGUCAUCUGAAGAAAUUCUUUGAUUUCAGUGACUUACUGACCUGUACCUGUGCACAUAUCAUCAUUUUGUGCUUCUCCUUUCUUCCCUGUAACUUGAACUGUGACUCUUUCAGAUAUUUUUUAAGUCUGUGUGAGUCAUUUUUUAAGCUUAGGGAUUUGAUACAUAUUAAUGUCCCCUUUGUCUUUUCUAGAUUUUAGCAUUUUAAUACCUCUUAAACUCUGGGCCCAGACUUUGAGUCAUAUUUCUUAUUCCUAUGGUACAGUUCUCACUUAAAGGCUUAAUUAUAAUAGGGUUAAAUGUAUACAGGUUAUGUGUAAAAGUACUUAAAUUUUCAAAUAAGGGCUUAUGUGAUACAAGAUGUAGAAACAAAAGUUUUUGGAUUUUUAUGCAGUAGUUUGUAGGAAAGCAUAUACUCAGUAGAUUGUAUGUUAUUUAGGUAUGUUCAGGUCAUGCCAAUUUGUGUUUGUUGGGCCACACACACAUGUAUUGUAUGUGUGUGUAAAAAGAAUUUUUAAUAUUGUAACAAAUGAAUUGUCAGUUUCACAAGACGGCAAAUACCACCUACUGUACAACAGUCUAAUAAUCCCUACCUUAGUUCCCCUGAGUCAUAGAAGAUGCUAAAGAAUUAGUUAUAAAGGGAAGUAACAUGAUUUUUUUUCCCAAGAAAGCUGUUUUAAGCUAUUAUUUUGCUACUAGAAAAUUAUAUUUUGAAACUUAAAGAUAUUUAAAGUAUGCUAGAAAAUUUGAACAUGAUAACAACUGAACUUUUUGUCUUGAAUAAAUUUCUCAAAUAGAACUGUGCAAACCCUAGCACUUUAUAUGUUGCUGCCUCCCCACACCUAGGUAUGGUCUGUAAUAAGCUCCUGUUUAUUGGAGAGAUGUGUGGAGGCCCUGGGAAGUUAACCCCUAGAAUUCCUUAUUGUCACAUAGUGUCUUUUAAAAAAUAACUAUACAGACUGUGUUAAUUCGAGUGCCUUUCUUACUUUUUUGGGGAGCAAGAUUAUAUUUAAUGUUUAAGAAAACAGGAUGGAAGUUUUAUUGCACAAUUGAUUGUGGCCCACUGUUUUAUUUAUUCCCAUCACUAGGCAUGGCUCCAUAGUGAGAGACAUAAAAGCAGGCAGGAUGUUCUGAUUAUUUCAUGAGUUAUCAUUUUUAAGCACCGCACCAAGAUUCAGUUUUUUUUUUUUCUGACAACUAAUGUUUUGGGGGUUAGAGGCAUCCCAUUUAGAGGAUGGUAUGUGGACAAUUAAAGAUUAGCCUGAAACCUGCAUUCAAAGGGAAACAGUGGCACUCUGCCCUAAAAUAAAAGCCCGAAUGUUGUCCUAAAUGAAUCCUUUGCCUUACUUAUGGGCCUUCCUUCCCUCUCAAAUUCAGGCAUAAUGUAAUGUAGUUGAAAGGGGGAGAAGCAGUACUUGCUUUCUUUCAGAUAUUGGAGGAAAAGAAGUAAAUGCUUAAAUGAAAUUUUAAAUGUAUCAUUUUAUCUGUUUGUAUAUGGAGAAGGGAAGGAUAGGAAUUCCAUAUUUCAAGAUAGCAAAUAAUUAUUCAUUAUAAUUUCAUAGAAAUAUAUAGCUAAAGAUUCCAAAGUGCUUUUACAGAGAACUGUUGAAUAAUAUAUUCCUAAAGGGCAGCAAUAUGCCACGUUCAUGGUGAAGACAGAAAACCAGUGUAUCAGUUGUGGAUCUUAGGUGGGAGAGGAAACCUCAGGCUCCCAACUUUGACUUCUCUACUCUCACCAGGCCAUGUUAACACUGUAAAACCAAACUCUUUGCUAAGAACAAUACAAGGCAGUAGUUCAGUCUGCUGAUGAAACCUUGUGCUUCCAGAAUAUUAGCUAUAUAUAAUUUGUUCUUACUGGACAAUAGAAUGGUCCAGAAGGCUAACCCUGACAUUACUUUUAUUAGUCUGUUGUUAUUCCUCAGGGUAUAGAAGAUUUAGUAAAUUUAGGACAAAUUUUAUAUUCAGUAGCAAAAAAGAAAAGGCAAAGAUAUGCUAAAUAUAUUAUUAGCUCUUAAAUUUUAGUAUAGAUUGUAUUUUUUAAUAAACUAUUACCAGUACAGUAGCUAGUAGAUAUUCUGUGACUGCCUCAUUGUUCAUCUUGCUGCUUUGGUCCCUAUGGCUCUAGUAUGAACAUUCUUGUGUCUCCUCUGGAAAUGAUUUCUGUAUUAUAUUUCCAUCUUUGGUAGAGGUGGGGAUGAUUGUAUUUUGUUUUAGUUGACAUCAUUCUCAACUUUUAUAAACACUGUUGAGGAAAAUGAUUACCAUUGGUUUUCAAAUUGACAACUAUUUUGCUUCCAAAGACUUCAGUUUCCUUUUAUGUGUAGACCCCAUAUAUGUUCAUCACAUUGUAUACUGCCUUGCACGUUGUAGGAAUUCAAUAAGUCAGAGUUGAUAGAAGCUAGAAACAUAAAACUAGCUUAUCUGUCUUAUCAUUGUCCUAUUCUUAGCUUUGAGAAAAAAUAUACCAUUUUGCAUAGAAUACAUCAUUAGUUUCAAAUGCACAAGGCAAGUGAAAUUUACAAAGGAUUUUUAUUUUCAUUUAUGCUAAAAUGCUCCUAUUUAAAGCAGUUUUCUUGAUUAGACCAACACCUUUCAGCAAAAUUAGAAACCUAACACAAGUGCUCAUUUGUCCAAAUUAACCAUAUAAUUAUGUAAACUGUUUAUAUUAAGCCUUUAGUGGUUUAUAAACAAUAACAUUCUGGCUUUUCUUUCAUACCUUUAGGGAAUCAGCCUUAAUUUUAUGUAUGGCAGUCACUUUCCUCAAAGGACUAUGCAGCAUACUUUAGAUUGCUUAUUUAUCUUUAUAAGGUGAUAGGUAAUAAAUUUGGGGUUUGUCAUACAAUUUCACAUGUCCAGAUGUUGACUCAAAGAACAUUCUAUUAGAAAUGUUCGUAUAUUAUCCUCCCUUGCAAAUAUCAUCUUGCAUUUGGAGCAGGUAUUUUUUUCUUAUUGGUUAAAGAAUGAGUAUAGACUGAGUACAGUUAUAGUAGGUGCUCAAUAAAUAGUCACUGAUUGAUCUAACAUCAAACAGUUUUCAGAAAGGAGACUGUUGACAUCUUUUCACCAAGGAGUAUAUUUGUAGAGUAAUAUAUGUGUAGAAUUUUAAAAUUAUAUCAACUGACAUGAUUUAUUAGGCUUAUUUAGGCUGGAGUUAGUAACAUGUAACAAAAGUAUUAUUUAUACCGAACAUAGUCGAAAGAUGGGAGAUGUGAAAGUUUAAGUAGUACUGUGCGAUGCACAUUAAUAAACAUAAUUAAAUGUCUUAAGCAGGUGGCUGAACUCUAGAGAGAACUACUGUAGUCUUCUGUGAUUAGUAUCUGUAUUGGUAUAUCCAGUACUACCUGGUUUAGGUUCGUUUUAUUUUUUGUUAAAUCUUACUUGCUUUCUAGUGUCCUAAGAGUGGUAAUGGUAAAAUGUGAAGUUACAAAAAUCUGCUUGUUUUCUCAGAACAUCUUCAGCAUGAGGGGGAACUUUUUAUAAAUGAUACACUAGUAUCAGCAUCUGUUAAUUUUCAAAGCAUUUUUGACAGAGUUUACCUAAUGUAAAAAGAUAAAGCAGUUUUAUAAAACACAAACAUUCCUACCAGAGUUGCGAGGAACAGAGUGUGUAGUACAAAUGUAAUUAGGCAUUGCCUCCUGGCGACGUUCUUGAUGCAUGACUAUAAUGCUGGCUGCUGACUGAGGUGACCGCUGUCAGUGUUGUAUUUUGAUGUAUGUUGUUUUUAGGAAAAUAAUGGAAUGCAUUCUAGAUUAACCUACUAUUUUUGAGUUGGAAAACAUAAAAGAUGAGGUAUAAGUAUGCCAAAUAUUCAUACACCACAAAAGCUUAAAAAAGGAGAGGAAGAAAAAAAAUCAAAAGCCAGUUAUGAUUUUUUAAUAGCAUCUAAUUUUUUUUGACCCAAGUUUGUUGGACACUAGUUAGUUGCAUAAUUUAACAUGGAGGAGCUUUUAUUUAAAAGAAAGUUCUCAGCUACUAUUUUCUGCUAUUAGAAUUCAUCAUGCCUGUUAAUUUUACAUUGUUUGAAGAUGUAAGCUGCCGUCAAUAUUGUUUUAAGAUUUUCUUAUAGUUUAAGUGGAAAAGUUACAUAUAUAAUCUGUGGUGCAAGGUCAGGCCUGGGCAUUAAAGAUAAGUUCGGCUAACUUAUUUUACUGAAGAUACUAAUUGUCUUCCCUUUGUUGCACUGCUAUGUUUCUUGAUCAAUUUUUCCAACAGUCUACAUUGAAGUCCUUUAGCUCUCACCAUAUACUAAUUGACAUUUGUUAAGGAUUAAAUAUGCUGUGAAUUCUUUUUACACUUAAAAUGCGUAUCUUGCAGAGAGAUAAGAAUUAAUUUUGCAAUAAUUUAUAUGCAGAGUGUGCUUAUGGGUUUCUGGGAUUUUGAGUUAGUACCCCAGAGUGUUUAAGUAUGAUGCUAAUUCUAAGGCUAAUGUAAUGACUAUAGAUUAUCUAUAUCCACACUGUUCAAUAGAUAUAUAAUGUGAACCAUAACAUAAUUUUAAAUUUUCCAGUAGCCAUAUUAAAAAAAGAAACAAGCAAAAUUAAUUUUAACAACAUAUUUAACCCAGUAUAUUAAAUAUAUCAUUUCAACAUGUAAUCAGUAUAAAAGAUUAUUAAUGAAACAUCUUCUUUUUCUUCCAUACUAAGUCUUAGAUUUGAGUGUAUUUUGCAAUCACAGCACAUGUCAAUUCUGACUGUCCACAUUUUAAGUGCUCAAUGGUCACAUAUGGCUAAGGGCUACUAUAAUGGACAGUACAGAUUCAGAGUACAAAGUAUGACUUUAUUUUAACUUUGGAGAUGGUGAAGUUGGCAUAAAAUUAUGGUACUUAAAAUCCAGAAUAUUUAGAAAAGGGUCUAAUAGAAUUAUCUACUUGUUUUCCUUCAUCUUUAUUUUAAUAUGCUAUAGAAGUAGUAUCAACCUGUUCCAAUUUGCCAAGCAUUAAGGAGGAAUAAUUCCGUACCAUGUAAAAUAUCAUGAUAUACUGAUUAUAACAAUUAACAAAUUUUUAAGUUGUAUUCACUAAAUUUUGUCCUGUUUCUUCAAAAUAAUAUAGCUUAAAUUGCAUGUUAAUUGAAUAUCUUGCCUAUUUUGUUUAUAUAUUCUUACAAUAUAAUAACGUAUAUUAACAAACAGCCCUAGGAGUCUAAUCUUCCUAUGCAGCUGUCUUCCAGGAUUUACUGGCACUUAUUACAUUGUAGUAAGUGACAGAAAAGUAGAAUGAAAUAUUCUUUUUUCCAUUAGAAUUGUUCUUAUGUGACCAUGUACCAAGCCAGCUAUAAAUUAUUGUAUUUCUGUAGAAUAUGGAAAAUAGUGUUUGUCUUACCUUUGCUAAAUGUUUGCAAUUUCUAAGUAAACCUUUCGUCUCCUAAAA